AUGGCUUCAGAAUCCCAAGCGUCGAACAACCCUCUUGAGAUCCCCAACAUGGGCGAAAUCAUCAUUGCACCUCCUAGCACUCUCAAGGCUGGCAGUACUUUUCGAAUUGUGGGCCAUAUCGACGAGUCCAUCGUGCCCUUGGGGGAUGGUCUCAAAGCAUGGCUUUUGCUGAUGAAUCCCUUGGAAACGUCGGAAGCCCAGGAAUCUCUCAAGCUCACCGUAGCGACUGCUGAAACCACUGCUAGAGGCGAAUGCAAACCGCCUCUGUCUUCGUUUAUGGCGGAGUCGAAAGCAUACUGGGUUUCGCGGGACCCGUCACGCGAGAUGAAUAUCCCAAUUGGAUGGUACGUAGCCUUCGACAACCUGAAAAUCAACCAGCCGGGGAAGUACUCGUUCUUCAUUCGUCUACUUCAGUUCGUCCCGUCCGCUGAACCGGGAGACGUGUUGCCAAGUUUGUGUCUUGAUCUUUGCAACAUUACGGUCACUGACCAUGAAGAUGCAAAAGAGCAAACUAUCGAUUCGAAUUUUCAUCCAUUGUUGACGGAGCUAGACGAGCUCCAUUAG
This is a messenger RNA of Pseudomassariella vexata, 564 nucleotides long. RefSeq lists its product as uncharacterized. The transcript has 2 exons. The coding region runs from base 1 to 564 and encodes 187 amino acids. The record is from RefSeq and is a predicted model, not a curated record. NCBI's taxonomy places the organism in Eukaryota, Fungi, Ascomycota, Sordariomycetes, Amphisphaeriales, Pseudomassariaceae.